GUGCUGUACCAUGUCCAGGUAGGACACCGCCUGCGGAAAAAGCAUCCCAAAAAAACCGCUCCCAGGCCUUGAGCUCGGGUGGCUUCUCUGCUUCCUGGAGCAACCGGGCAAGGGAGAAGAGCAGGGAUAGCCGCCCGUAUCUAGCCACUGCCUACAGCACCCCUAGGAUGGAUUCCAAAGGCAACGUCCGAAGCGGAAACAAACCCGACGCCAAGGCCGCCAGCUCCGGGAAGCCGGAAAAACCCAACCCUGGGCCUGCCACCAAUGCAGACAAGAAGGAAGCCCCCAAAGAGCAGCCAGCUCCUGCCACGGCCACCAAGAAGGCAGGCGGUGACGCCGCCAUCGCCAACAACCACAGCAACCUGAAACCCAGCCCUGCCGCCACGGAGACGCAGGAGGCCAGUGGCCAGUCCCCUGACUCUGACCACAAGGGAAACAGCUCCGAGGAGUCAUCGGGCAGCUUCUUCGACAACAUGAAGCCCUUGAUCAUCGUCGGAGGAGUGGCGGUGGCUGCGCUGGCUGUGGUUCUGGGAGCGGCACUCCUAGCCCGAAAAAAAUGAAGACGGAGACGGGGUGGGGAUAAGAAACCCAGCCCAGCUGUACAGCUCCUUUUGAGACAAAUGCAUGCAGAGAAAUUCUAUACAUAGCUAUAUAUAUAGAGAGCGAGCUAGAUAGGUCAACAAGAAACACCAACUGCAACUCCAGGGUCUUGUUCAAGACAACUGUGCCAUUCUGACCCGCUGUGGGUAACUCCAUGCACUCAGUGUGUUCUUUCAUGUAAUAUAUCUUGGCUUAUACUGCUGUGUAUAGAUUACAGCUUCUCCUGAUUGGUGUAAAUGACGGUGUCCCCUCCCCUCCCCUGCUGUCCUCCCUGGGAGACACCCCCGCCCCGCUCUUGCAGUCCCGUUUUCAAGUCCAAAGUGUUCUACGUCCCAUUCGGAGUCCCAAUUUGUGUUUUUGGUUUCUGUUUGGUUCUGUUUUAACUUGGGCUGUGGUAAAGAAGAUGGAAGGGGAGUGCUAAGGGCCGGCUCGCCUGUUGCACUGGGGCUGGGGGUGUUUUUCCAGCCUCCCCCUGGGAAAAGGGAAGUACAGGGGCAGCAGCAGGGAAGAGGCAGCUCCCUGACCCGACAGCCACGGGCGAUCCCUAAUCGGUGUUUGUGUAUCCGCCGCGCAUCAUCCCACCUUGGAACACCCGCCUGGGAAGUGCUCCGGAGGAACCAGGGUGGCUCCAGGGAACCAGGUGGAGACUGCAUCAUGGCAGAGCCAAGUGUGAGCCUGGCAUGUCACAUCAGGUCACUCUUCUGGCUGAGCUGCCUGCGGGACAGUGACCAGAGGGGCUGUGCUGUGGCCCGGAGAAGUCCCAUUGCAGCCUUCAGGAACCCAGGGCUCGCCAGGGUCACGUGGGCAGUGUUUGGGAUAGAGAGACUUUGUUUUGGAUCUAGUAUUUCCUAAAGUUAUGCUGGGCUUGGCAGGGUGCUGUGGCCUCAGUCCAAGCUCCCUUGAGGUUGGCUGGACUAUUUGUGUUCAUUUUUUUGGGCUUUGGAUAAGGCCUUUCACUGGAUUUUUGCCCCCACUGAAGGCUGUGGUCUCUCAGCACAUGGGAAGACAGGAAAAGGGGGAGACAUGAGCUGGUGUUAGGGGCAGAGAGGACCUGGGACCCCAUGAGAGUAACACUGACCUACCUGCUUAAUACCAGGGAAACCCCUUUCAAGAGCACUGGAGUCUGUCCUGGGUGGAUUUCUUAACCUCCCUCUUGUGACAGUAGUAGCAGGGAUUUGUAAUUCGUGCACACUUUGGAAAUGGAAACAAAUUCCCAGCCCUCAGGAGCAGCCUGAUUUCAUGGGUGAGUACACUGGCUCUAAAGCCAGACCUUUUGAGGGGGAGGAGAUAAGAGUGUUUAGUGCUUUGGCUGAUGCUCAGCACUAAACAGCAGGAGGUGAGGAGAUCUACCUCUGAAAGCUUCCAUUAGGCUUCUCCUGGCUGCUGCAAAACAGGGUGUUAUAAAAACCUCUCACAUUUUGGGUGUAAGUUGGAUCAGAGAUUAAAUGAGGUCCAAUGGGAGCUUGGCAGUGGCCACAGUCCAUGGGCAGGGGCAGGAGUGAUGGUUAGAAAGAGGCUGUGACACAGUGGGGUGAGCUGUGUUACAGAGCCCGUCGUGCACCUUUAACUGAGAUGGAUGGAUGGAUGGAUGGAUGGAUGGAUGGAUGGAUGGAUGGAUGGAUGAAUUCAGGGGCUGCAGGGGUAGAGGGAGGUGUGCAUUCCUCAGGUGCUGCCUAUGCAGUGUCUGCCUCUGGCACAGUCCCUGCAGUUCUUCUCUUGGCUGAUGUCUGGCUUAUUUACCUCCAAAUCUGACCUGCUGAAUGCACAUGGUCUUGGAAUGCAUGGCUACUCCUAUGGUGAGCUCAGAAGAUGUUCCCAAAGGUGCAUGGCCUCUGGGAAUACCAGACACGGUGUCCUGGUGCGGCUGGAGGUUGAUGCCUUCACCUUUGCCAGCACAGAGACAGGAGCAGGUGUGUUGGGCUCACAGGAGUUGUGGGAAGCAGGGCUACAGCUCCAGGUGAGAUCCUGAUAGCCUAAAGCACUUUUGGGAUGAGCUGUGGAUGUGUCUCCCAGCAGCAGUGUGUCACAGCCUGGGGAAGGGUUAGAAGCAGAAGGGUUCUCCUCUCCCCUCAGAUUUCUGCAGCACAAAUUUGCAGGGCAAUUUUCACAGGGAGUUUUGCUUAUGUUGUUCAGAAGGAAGGGAAAUGACCCCCUCCUGCUCUGGUUCAUGUGUUGCCAAGUAGGGUAGUGAUUUUCAUACAGUGACUUCUGUUUUCAAUAGAUAUUUCUACCUUUCCUGUCCCCUCCCUCCCUGUCAGCUCUGGCCCAGGAUUGUUUUUAGCAGUGUGUGACAUUAGGCACAGCAUCUAUCUAUUCUGCCAGCAUAGAUAGAUCGGGGGGAGGAAGGUGAAGCACCUGCUUCACUUCAGUCUCCAGUUUCAUUUUCUAAAAUGUUUUUAUUUCCUUGUCUUCACCUUUGGCAACAGAAGAGGGGGGAAAACAGUUCUCAGCCAAUGGCCUUAACCUUUUUUCCAUCUCCCAACCCUGCCUGCCCUUAGAGCACUCAGAUUCAAGGCCACCAAUUUCAUCCAGAAACACCACAGAGGUGGUGAUGGGGCUGCAGCUCCUCAUUGGGGCACAUCACUCAUUUGAGCCCUCCCUGCACAGCAAACCUGAUAUGUCCUGCUCAUAAGGGAUUUUUGAGCGUGGUCUGUCCUGUUCCCAAGGGAUUUUCCACUUCCUGUGAUCACUUAACAUUCUGCUGUCCAGGUUCUGCACCUGGAACCCACCUCUUUGGCAGUUUGGUUUGAAAACAUCUGUCUGUGCCUGUGUGUGUGCGCCUUGAAGCACACCCUGCGUGUACAAACCUUUGUGUUGUAUUGCUGCAGUCUGGGGAAGGGAGAGACUCCAAGCUGGAGAUGCCCCUUCCUUCGCUCCCUGCAUUCACUCCAAGUGUCCGUGAUGUCUUUCCUGUGCCAUUCCCACCACGCCAUGCAGCUCCUGAAUUCCUUUCCAGUCCUGGUUUCUCCUCAGCGCAAGGAAUGUCUGGCUGGUGAAGCGCUGAGUGUGUGGUGUGCUCGGAGCCCCAAGCCUCUGCUCCUGCCUGGGUAGUCGUGUGGGCUCUUUGCUUUAAAAUGAGGCACUUUUAGACUAUCUUGGGCUGUGCUGUAGAGCUUUUCCAAGCGUGGGUCUAGUGCUGAGCCGGGCAGAUCCAGCCUAGAUGGCACAGCACGCCGCAGCCCUGACUUGCAAACGCCUCCUGUCCUGCCUUACUGUGCCAGGCUGUGCAGUGCUUUUGUUCUGAGCCAAAAAUGUCCAGCGAGCACCGGGCUGAGGGAGCAAAUCCCUCUCUCUCAGCCCCAAAUCUGUCUUAGCAGAAGGCUUAAAUGACUGAGCUCGCUGUGCUAAAUAAAUAGUUGUCUUUUCUCGUACUGAGCACACGCCGAUUUUUGCUUGAUGUCCUUCUUUGUGUGGUUUUUGUGGUAUGAAGUCCUUCCAGUGACAUCUCCGUGGGGAGAGUGAAUUAACACUUAAAACUAAUCAGAGUCUGUGCUUGGGGUUUGAAGAGAUCUAGAUUGCUAGUUUACUCUUUUGAUCAAGUCGAUAAAUUAAAUAUUGGCAAAACUGGUUUCAGACCUUUCAGCUUAUCACCAAAACUCUCGAUUGAAUCACUGCACUCGAUCUCAAUCUCUUUUUAGGGAAUCAUAAAUUUUAGUUGAAUAUAAAGAUGUCAUUUUACUGUCUUGGACAAGUCAGUAGAAGGUUUUUGCUGCUUCUAUUUUAAGAGAGAUGAAAUGGAUUAUGCUUCUGCUUCCUCUUCCUACUGAUUUAAUACCCUGUAGAUAAGUCCUGUUAUUCCUAACAGUGCUGCAGCAGGAUGAAAACAAAUCUGGCAGCCAGGGGAUAAUGCAGCAGCAUUUUUGGGAGGGUAAGAACGAAUUCUUGCAAGUGCUGUUUGCCUGAGGCUCACUUAAAGCACUUGCCUUGAAGCAUUUCUUAGUUCCCUCGGGCUGGGUGAUAAAUUAAACAUCCAUUUGUCUCUGAUGGACUAAAGUUUGAAGGUUGAUCCAUAGAAUACUGAAAACAAGGGGGAUUUUCCCAUUGGCUUCACCAUGCUCUGGCCUUUGAGGUCUUGUUGGCACCAGGGAUAUGAUCACAGGUCAUCAUAAAAUCAUCUCAAUUACACAUUUAUUUUAAAAUUGACACGUUUCUUAGGCUGAGCAUAAGGGAAGUGUCUUCUCUUAGGCAGCCCUGCUUAUUCUGGCAUCAGGAUUUGUGUAUGAACAACAGCAGUGCAAACAAAAACCCCUGGAGCUGGUGAGAGAUGAUUUAUGCCUUAAAAUAUUCCCUACUUUUCCUGGAAAUGCUAGUGGGGUUUAGAAUUCAGCAGCCUUCUAACUAUUCUUAGAAUUGCUUGAAAAUAACAGUGCUGAAGAUUGGAGAGGACAAUGAUUCUUCGAGAAAUAAACCAAAAAAAGGAAGGCAAUGAAAAAAUACGUUUGAAAGGUGAAAUUCUUGGAAUUUCAAUCAGCUCCAUGGAAAGCUUCAAGUCAGUGAAGAUUCUGAGAGGGUGCAAAGAACAGAGCAGAGAAAUGGGGAGAAAAAGCACUAUUUAAUUAUCUUAAUAGCUUUGGUAAGGACGUGCUGACUUUUAUAUCCUCUUCCCCCCCUUUUUUUUUCCUCAGAAAAAGGCAAAAAUUAUGAGCUCUGGUGCCACGCAAAUUAACCUCUGCUAAUUGCCUUUUCCAGAUGAAUUCCUGCUGGCUCUGUGCAAGGUUAAAAGGUUAGAAAAAUACCUGAAGUUUCCUACAACCAACUUUGCAUUAUUAAGGGGAAUUUCCAGGACAUUAGGAAGGGCUGUGUUCUCUUUUCACGUGCUUUGCUAUGCCAAGGACUGCAAAUGCAGCCUGCUCAGACUUCCAUUCUCCUGGUCCAUCCUUUAUGCUGGAGCAGGAAUGCUGAUUCCCUUCCCAGGCCUUGCUGUGGUGUCAUUCCCUUCACCACAAAGCUAGGAGAGGUCUGUAGGGGCAAGAAGCAGCAUCACAUCACAUUCAUGAGCUGGGUGCAAUUCUGCUGCACAGGUUGGGCACUUCCAGCCACAAAGAGGAAUUGGCUUUGAUCCAGAGCAUAACUAUUCUGUAUUCCAGUAAAUUCUCACUCUGGGACAUUGGAACUGGGAAUAUUUCCUGCUAUUUACACUGGAGGUAUUUGGUUCUUUACUCUUUUGGGGAGAAAUCUGUUGAUGCUGAGGAUCUGUUGGCACAUUUUGGAUCUUAGGAGUGACACUCGACUGACAGCCUCAAAAAGCCUUGGAGCCUGUGCCCCCAUCCAGCAACCCCUGGAGGGUUUAAUCCACUGGAUAAAGUGGGCUUAUGAUGACUUUUCCCUCUUCUUUCUGAGACCAUCAGUCCAGCCUUGUAACCUGCUUUCCUUUUAAAUUCCCUGAUUCCUGGAAUAUCUGUUCACACCAGAUCUUCAGCUGCUACAAACUACAGGGUUCCUUUGGUUUCUGAUCUGAUUCAUUGCUUGUUCUUGCCUCCUUCUUUGGCCACUGCUCUGUAUUCUUCCCUUUCCUUUCCCUACUUUAUUCCCAGGCAGCUCUGCAGAUGUGGCCUCUCCAAAGCCCAAGGCUGGGGAAGAUUUUGGGUUGGCUAAUGCAGGUUUUGAGUGGUCCCCCAAAAAUACAGGCAGUGCUGGGCCCCCAGACUGUGUGUCACAGCAGAGAAUGUGUGAAGCUUUGGUCUGCUCUCACCUUUGAGGAUCUAAGUCUGCCAGAGGCUGAGUGCUCGUCUGCCACAGGAUUUGUAAUGGAUGACAAAUCCCCAGGAAGGUCCUGUUCUUGUCCUUCCCUGUCAGUCAGGUGUGAGUUGUUCUGGCUGCCUCAGAGGGCCUGAGAUGGUGUGAGCACACACACCGCGCUUGGCUGCAGCCAGAGCUCCCUCAGCCCUCUGGAGCACCAAAAACAGAGGGAAAAGAGAAGUUUUGAAGUUGAGGAUAUGUACUUCUGCUGGCCUGGAAGGAUCAGCUAUUGUGCCAGGGAUGAGGGUGCAGGAAGUGCAGUCUCAUCUGAAUGAGCUGAUCAGGUGUCACUGGGUGACAGAGAACUGUGGGACUUCCAGGCCUCUAAAAUUCACUUUUCAUUCAAUUUGCUAUAGUAGGCCUCAAAAUCCUGUGAGAGAUCAGAGCCUUUGGCUUCCCAAAUUCAUGAGUCUGGAUCUACCUUGUGCUGUAGUUCUGCUCCCUCCUCUGGACAGUGUGUGCUCGGAUAUGCAGUACUCUGGGACUCAUGCCCUCUGCUCUUUGAUGCUCUUCAAAUUAAAUAGACUUUUUCUGCUGAAAAGCAUAACUUGGGUUAAAUAGGCUUUGGACUGGCUGUUCCUGUUUCUCUGCUGGUUGUUCUCAAACAGUUCCAUGAGUUUCCCAUUUCUCAGCCCCAGUGCAGCAUCCCAAGCAUGAAAGUACAGGUUCUUUCUGUCUGUAUGAUGAUGCUGCAGCACCAAAGCUCCCACCAGGACAAGAGGAAUCUUUAAUCACCUUUCCAACAGACAAGUCCUGCACCGUAUCCCUGGUUUUGCCACAGCCACUUCAAGCAGCCAAACUUCUGGGGCAAGCUGAUGAGAACAAGGGUGCCACACAAUUUUGUUUGGUUAAAAACCAACCAACCAGGGAAUAAUUUGGCUUUACUGAGUUUUGAGCAGCCCUUCAUAAGCCUGGUGCCUUUUCCCAGGACUAUUUCAACUGAAGCCUUUUAAAAGUUGCAGUUCCACCUCCCCUGGAAAGCAACUCUUUUCCAGUGGUAGGUGCUAAAAGGUUGUGGAGGAACUAAAAUUACAGGAAGGGAACUCGAAGGUCAUAUUACAGGGAAUUUUUAUUUUGGUUUUGGUUUGUUUGGAUUCUGUUACUUCUCCAGGGACUGAUCCAAAGCCCUUGGAAGUCAGACUGAAAUGCCUGCUGUUCCUUUGGAAGCCUCAGGCACCUUUCCAAUGAUGUCGGUGGGUUUUGAGUCAGCUCCUGAGUGUGUUUUCCAAAUGAUAGGAAUUUUCCAAGUGACACCUUGAUUUCUUCCCUGUACAACCAGACCUGCUUGUCACUUACACAUCUUUACCUGUGUUCAACAUACAGGUUUGGGGUUUUUUCUUUUGCUCUCAGAAACAAUAUGCUGCUAGACACAUUUCCUGGAGGGAAAUGGACACCUACCUACACACAAAGCUAUCCAGCUAAUUUAUACCUUGUUGAAUUUAUAAUCUUGUCUAUGCUUCUAUGGACACUUUGUAUGGGCUGCAGCUCAAAUCCUAAAAUAGUCAAGAAUUUUUUCCUUUCCCAUAUAGUAUUCUAUUUACUUUGACUUUGAAAACAAAAAAAGCGUAUAAAUGCAAUAAUGCAGGUAGACUAGAAAUACUAGAUUGAAAAUUUAAAGUAGUUUAGCUUGUCCCAUUGUGACUGACAGUGUUGUAUGACACCCAACGCUGUACCCUGACAUUUUCCAGGCUUUCUCCGUAGCUGAAUCUAGUAUUAGCUUUGGAAACCCAUUGUGUGAGUGGUGGGUGGAUGGGUCGGAAUCGUGUGCUCUCUACACACUGUAUGUUACUCACAUCACAAGCUGUAUGGCCACUCCAUAUGCUGUGAAACUGUAAAUGAUUCCCAAAUACACCUGUAACUCUUACCAGGAUUGUGAGAAAUAAACUAUAUAUAGAGAUAUAUACACACA
Molecule: messenger RNA, 8248 nt
Organism: Cyanistes caeruleus (blue tit)
Lineage: Eukaryota; Metazoa; Chordata; Aves; Passeriformes; Paridae
Source: RefSeq, a predicted model, not a curated record